Molecule: messenger RNA, 4122 nt
Organism: Antechinus flavipes (yellow-footed antechinus)
Lineage: Eukaryota; Metazoa; Chordata; Mammalia; Dasyuromorphia; Dasyuridae
Gene: DHCR7
Product: 7-dehydrocholesterol reductase
Exons: 9
Coding region: 952-2379 (475 amino acids)
Biological process (GO): brassinosteroid biosynthetic process; cholesterol biosynthetic process
Cellular component (GO): endoplasmic reticulum membrane
Molecular function (GO): 7-dehydrocholesterol reductase activity
Source: RefSeq, a predicted model, not a curated record
ACUCUAGGCCGGGCGCCAUCCCCGGGCCGUUCCACCCGGAGAUCCGGGGCUCCAGAUCCCGGAGCUGCCUCCGCCCCCCAACCCUCCGGCGUCCCCAGCCCGGGAGUCUUCCCGGCGAGACAGAAUUCCGGCUGGGCUUUCCGGGCGACCUGAACCGCUUUUUGGCUCCAGCCGGCCAGCCCCUCCCCUCCAAAUGUUAAUUAAACCAAGUCCCGAACCAGGUUUCCCCUUCCCCUCCAGGUGUGACCCACGUGACUUCAGGGGUGCGCUGUCACGUGUCGGGGCGGCUGAAAUCUGCGGGUUUGAAGUCCAUUUAAAUCCCCAGCCAGACUUGGGGAAGACAAAUUUCCAGCCCUCAGGGAGCAUUUGCUUUUGAAAGGCUGAGACGCCGAGCUCGUACGUGGGCGCACCCAAGGUCCACCCCCAGCCCCGACACCAGCGGAGGAGGAGGGACGACAUUCCCGGGAUCGAGAGAAAGGGCCAGGCGGGGAAUUCCGGAGGAAUUGGAGGAUAAAAUAUAGAGCUGGGAAAAUAGGAAGCGACUCAAAAGCCAAACGAAGCCGUUUUAUUCGGUCCUAUUGGCGAGCGGGAGCCACGGAGACCCUGUAGCCACGCUACAGAAAGGGGGAUUCAGGCUCGCCGCCAGUCCCCGGAGGAGGCCCGACCAGCCAGGGAAACACCUCCUUUGAGCCGGGGUCCCGCCCCUGCUCCUGCUGCUGAGUGGCCAGGUUGGCUGCUCCCCAGUGGGCUCGAGAUGGCUUGAGACCUCUGCACCAAUACCAGCGUGCCGAGCGCUCUGACAGGGGCAUCCGCGGCAGCCCAUUGGCCGCCUCCGUGGGACGCGUCGCCUCGGGGGGCGGUCCUAAGCGGUUACGCUACUCGGACUCCGGACAGCUUCCCUUGGAAGCGUAAGUGGGUGUUCGGAUCCCAGGGAGAGCGGAGGAGGGUCCAAUGGCACCGAGUUCCCCAGCCAGCUCUCCCAAGCAGAGGGACCCCAAGAAGUUUCCAAAUGGCAACAGCACAGCUCAAGGGGAAUGGGGCCGAGCCUGGGAGGUGGACUGGUUCUCCUUGGCGAGCGUCAUCUUCCUGCUGCUGUUCGCCCCCCUCAUUGUUUACUACUUCAUCAUGUCCUGCGACCAGUACAGCUGCUCGCUCACGGCGCCCAUGCUGGAGGUAGUGACGGGCAGGUCCAGCCUCUCGGAGAUCUGGGCCCGGACGCCGGGGGUGACGGCCAGAGCGGCGCAGAUCUACGUCGUCUGGGUCACUUUUCAGGUGGUUUUAUACAUGAUGGUUCCUGAUUUUUGCCACAAAUUUUUGCCCUUCUACGUGGGAGGCGUUCAGGAAGGGGCCGUCACCCCUGCAGGAACUGUGAACAAGUAUGAGAUCAAUGGUCUCCAGGCCUGGAUCAUCACCCACCUGCUGUGGUUUGCAAAUGCUCAGUUUUUCCACUGGUUCUCGCCCACGAUCAUCUUCGACAACUGGAUCCCGCUCCUGUGGUGCGCCAACAUUCUGGGCUACGCCGUGUCCACCUUCGCCAUCGUCAAAGGCUACUUCUUCCCCACCAAUGCCCGCGACUGCAAGUUCACAGGCAACUUCUUCUACAACUACAUGAUGGGCGUGGAGUUCAACCCGAGGAUAGGGAAGUGGUUCGACUUCAAACUCUUCUUCAACGGCCGCCCGGGGAUCGUCGCCUGGACGCUCAUCAAUUUGUCCUUCGCGGCCAAGCAGCAGGAGCUGCACGGCUCGGUGACCAACGCCAUGGUCCUGGUCAACGUCCUGCAGGCUCUCUACGUGGUGGACUUUUUCUGGAACGAAGCUUGGUACCUGAAGACCAUCGACAUCUGCCACGACCACUUCGGCUGGUACCUGGGCUGGGGGGACUGCGUCUGGCUGCCCUACCUCUACACCCUGCAGGGCCUGUACCUGGUCUAUCACCCCGUGCAGCUCUCGGCGCCGCACGCGCUGGGCGUCCUGCUGCUGGGCCUGGGCGGCUACUACAUCUUCCGGGCGGCCAACCAGCAGAAGGACCUCUUCCGCAAGACCAACGGCCACUGCACGGUGUGGGGCCGGAAGCCGCGCUACAUCGAGUGCUCGUACACGUCGGCCGACGGGCGCCGGCACCGCAGCCGCCUCAUGGUCUCGGGCUUCUGGGGCCUGGCGCGCCACUUCAACUACACGGGCGACCUCAUGGGCAGCCUGGCCUACUGCCUGGCCUGCGGCUUCUCGCACCUGCUGCCCUACUUCUACAUCAUCUACAUGUGCGUCCUGCUGGUGCACCGCUGCCUGCGCGACGAGGACCGCUGCUCCCGCAAGUACGGCCGCGACUGGGAGCGCUACACGGCGGCCGUGCCCAAGCGCCUGCUGCCCGGCCUCUUCUAGCGGGCGGGGGCUGAGGGGGGCCGCGGGGGCUGCAGGGGCUGCGGCCGGCUCGGGGCUCCCCACGGUGUUGGAGAAACUCUUUGUGGACACGAGAAUCCUGAGUGGGAAGAUGCUGCAGCGCCCCCUCGCUCCUGGGCCUUCCCGCCCGCACCCUUCCAGCCGCCGGGGGAGGCUCCCCCUCGGGGGGCUCGGGCUCGGCCUCCACGGCUGAAUCUCGCACAACGUCCUGCGUCUGAACGUUAACUUCCUUUCCUCAGCAAAUCCAAGGAGCUGUCUCCCCCUCCCCCAUCUCUCAACUAGAACUUGAGACUUUAAUCCGCACUGGGCCGAGGGGAAGGGCCGGGGGUCUGCAGGGGCUCACAGAGGCUGACCGCAGAGGUGACCCGGCCGGAGGGGCACAGGCGGGAUGGCCAGGGACACGGCGGGAGGCGCUCCGGAGGCAGAGGUUCGGGCCGGGAGCAGCCGGGGGGCCGGAGUCAGGACUGUGGAGCACCUGGGAGCACGAGGUCCGACCAGCCUCCGUGGGCGGGGGGCUGACGAUGCUGGGGUUGAGACUGAAUUGGGGGAGGGGGCUGGGGUCAUGGUCAGGUGAGGGCAGGGCUCCCCCAGAAUUCCCGUGGCCGUAUCAGAGAACGGUGUGUGUGGAAGGCCCCGGGUAGGUUAAGAGGGGUGAGAGGUGGGUUGGGCAGGGGAGGGAGUGAAUGAGAUGUGCAUUUAAGAGAUUAAGAGAGAGGUAAGGGCUGGACAGAGGGCCGUCUGCUUGGAGGCGGCUGGGAGAAGGGUCAGCGGAUUCGGGUCAGAGCCAUUGGACACCAGGGCCCCGAGGCCGGGAUGAUGGGGGGUCCGGGGCAGUCUCUGGCAUGGACCGGCUGGACACUAGGGAGAGGGGUAAGCUCUCAGCAGGGCCGCUCUCUGAAGCUGGCUCCUGUAGGAGCCGCCCCUGCCUCAUGGAGGGGCUUCCCACGCCAGCUGAGUGCUGGUGAAAUCAUAGGUAUAGACUCCCCCAAAAAGUUCUCGCCCGCAGGGCCCUCAGCCACUGGGCAUCUUGGGAGCAAAGCUGUCCGGAGGGGAAGCUCACCUGGCCAGGGGCUGCUCUUCAUCCCCAAGGGCUCCUCCACCCACACAUUUGUCAGCCCGUGGCGGGGGGAGCAUCCCAGGCAAAAUCAACCAGAGCCCCAGGGCUUGAUGGCCUGGCCAAGAUGCUGGAGGGGCUCCCCUCUGGGCAACCCCUGCCCUGUUUGCAGGUUUUGUCCCAGCACCAAGCACAGUGCCUUUGUAUACAGUGGCAUCCAAUAAAUGCUUGUUGCCAGCACUGAUUCUUAGGAAGUGACCUCCCCUUUGCCACUUAGAGCCAUUAUUCCCGGUUCUGCUCCAAGUUCUUCCUCCUCUCCCCAUGAUUGUCUUCUCUGCCUCGGGCCUUCCCAUCUUGAGCUGUAACGAGUGUGGAGCAGACGGGACUUUGUUCCGGGGCGCCAGCCUCCUGGGGGUCCGUUCCUUUCCUAGAGGGGGCUGCGCCAGAGUCUUCCUGCCCAUCUGCCUGGGGGGGGGGGACCGUGCUGCCCCCCAGCCCUGGGCUUCUGUAAGCCACCGCCAGGGCCCUUUGAUGCUGCCCGAGUUUCCUCCGAAGGUGCCUUUGAAUCCUUCCUAGGGCCGAAACUCCUGGCGGCCGAGAAUUUUCUAAUCUUUGUACCCAGCCCUGGGCUCUGCACACAGCAGGUGCUCAAUAAAGAUUGUUGUGUGACA